Messenger RNA from Limulus polyphemus (Atlantic horseshoe crab), 6827 nucleotides. RefSeq names its product vasodilator-stimulated phosphoprotein-like. NCBI's taxonomy places the organism in Eukaryota, Metazoa, Arthropoda, Merostomata, Xiphosura, Limulidae. The transcript has 10 exons. The record is from RefSeq and is a predicted model, not a curated record. The coding region runs from base 34 to 1218 and encodes 394 amino acids. Gene Ontology annotation, molecular function: SH3 domain binding.
GAGCAGUCUGUAGCCUCAGCUAGAGCAUCAGUCAUGGUCUAUGAUAAUCUCAACCGACAAUGGUUACCUAGUGGAUCCUCCAGUGGGCUUUCUAAAGUCCAUAUUUACCAACACAUGGUCCAUAACACCUUUCGAGUUGUUGGAAGGAAGCUUCAGGACCAUGAAGUUGUAAUAAACUGUGCCAUUCUAAAAGGGUUGAAAUACAACCAAGCAACCCCAACCUUCCAUCAGUGGAGAGAUAACCGUCAAGUUUAUGGUCUCAACUUUAGCAGCAAGGAAGAUGCCCAUAUUUUUGCAUUAGCCAUGGUCAAGGCUUUGGAAGCUAUUGACCAGAAUAAUUUUUGCUCAGAUUCCACGCUUCCAAGAUCCCUACAGUCACAAGUAGUGCCUCCACAUUAUCAACAACAACAACCAAUCUAUCAAAUCCAACAGUACCAACAACCAGUCUACCAAGAAAUUGGUCAGCCAAUUCAAAAUGGCCACGUAGAAACAUAUUUCUGGAACAGAGAAGAGUCUGGAGGAGAGAAAAGACAGUCAGCUCUUCAGUAUGUUUCAAACACAGUGGGAGAAUACACUAGCAACAGUCACCCAGUCACAUUAGCUAAUGCACCACCUAGUGGAUCUAGUCAUAAUCAUUCUCCCUCAUCUUCGUUGGCAACUCCACCUCUGGCGCCACCAGCUGUGUCUACACCUCUUUCAGGUCAAGGUGCUCCUCCAGCACCACCUCCCCCUCCUUUUAGUGCUUCCCAAACACUUCCCCGACAAGGUUCUUCUAGUGGUUCCCCCAUGUCACUGGCUACUGCUCUUCAAACAGCCAAUCUAAGAUCAAUAAAGGUAUCUGAAAGUGACAUAACACGGUCUGCUCCAGUUGGAUUAAUGGAUGAAAUAACUAAAACGUUGGCCAGAAGACGAGCACAAGUGGAGAAUAGUCAACAUAGUCAAGAUGAAGAGAUCACCAGACAAGGUGUAGAGAGAAAGAGGUCUUGGGGACGACUGAGUUCUGUUAAUGGUUUAAGUCCUGAAAAACGUGGUGGUUCAGAGUCUUCCAGGAAUCUCUUAGAGUUGCUAGAAAGUGGAGACAAGCGUAGAGCUAACAGAAAUCACUCGGUAGAUGUUGACAAACUGAAACAGGAAAUAUUAACAGAAAUGAAGAAGGAAAUUAUAAAAAUGAAACAAGAUAUAAUCGAAGUUAUCAGAAAAGAAUUCGCCAGAAGGUAGACCUAAUGAAAGAAGAAACAGCACAAGCAAACUCUUCCUGUCGCUGCUACCUAAACAAAAUAUAUAAUGUCAUCGGAGAAUAGAGUAUGAUGUUCUUGUGUGUGGUUGUAAACGAUGGCCAUAUUUGUAUUGUACGUUGGCACUUCACAUUUGUACUUGAAUGCUUGCAGUGCAUUGUGUUUAUUUAUAUACUUAUUGCUGUUUUUAGGAGUUGUUAAAAGAUUUUAUUGAAAAUUCCAGUAGGUAAAUUAUUUACACUGAACAGUUGAUCUUAAUUUGUUAAAGAUAUGAAGUAUUCUAUGUUUUACUAUUUUUUUAUUAUAUUUUUUAUUUUAUAUGAAACUGUUCAUCCACUGAUGGCAUUCAAAAUGUUACCUACUGAUGUUUAUAAAUAUGUCUUAAACUAUUUUUAUAUAUUAACUAUUUCUCAUCUAUUUUACUGAAUCUGGUACUUCUGUAAACCUUUUUUUAAAAAAAACUGUUUGUUUUUCACUUCUUUUAUAGGUCAAUUCUUGUAGAUUCCUCUGAUUAACACUGUAGAUCUGUAACUAAGACAGCUGUUAUUUAGAAAAGAGCGGGAAGAUUAAAACUGUUGUAGUCUAGUGACACAUGCCCAUUAAUGAACAAGCAACACUAAUCUUCAUACAGUACAUUACCACACAUGUUCAUGAUCAUUCAACUUUUGAUUGGAUAAUAAUGGAUUCUGAACAAGACACUCUUUUUCUUUGGUAUUCAACAAAAUGAUAUCAUUAGAAACAUUGUUUUCACUUUUAAUGAUUAGUCUACCACAGGGAAGAAUAUAUAUAGAUGGUGCUUUAGUAGCCUUCACAAUGUAGAUAUUAGUACUACUUUAUAAUCACAUGAAUAUUUAAUGCUCAUUUCUGGUGAUUUAUCUCUUGAAACUGCCAACUUUUUCAUCUAAAACUGUUAGAUUUGUUUCUUAAAUAUCUUAGAUAUCUAUUAAUUCUUUCCAGCCCAAAAUCUUGUGUUUUUUGCAAGGGCAAAUGAUGUCAUUAAAUUUUAAAAAAUUCUCUCUAACUUCUUUCCUGAAAUCAUCCACGAAAUAAAACUGUUGUUCAGAUUUAGAGUUUAUACAUAUUAUUAACAUUUGUUUUGGAUAAAGUAAUAAAAACAAAUUCCUAAUGGUAACCCUGAUGUAAUUUUUAUUUGGGUAGUAAAAACGUUUAAACUUCCUGUCUGCAUAGAUGAAACUUAACACCAUAGAAAACAAAGCUUCAAAUCUGUGUACAGGUUUGUUACUUUUGUAAUGUCAAGCACUGUAAAAUUCAACUAACUGAAUUUUUUGUCUUAGGACUUUCAAACUUCUAAAACUAACCAAAUGAUAACAAUAUCAUCUGAAAGCUGGGAUUGUUUUCUUCCUAUUAGUUCAAUUACUGCUGUAAAGCUCCCUUUCGUCCUUGAGUUUUUACUCAUUAAGUCAAAAGUUUUCCUCUGUCAGAUGCCUUAAUUCAGAUAACAUAACUGUACAUAAUGAUUACAGAGUUAACUUUAUAAAUAUGAUAUGGUAAUGUGAAUGUUACUUAUUGAUAUUAGUUUUAGUGAUCUAUCAGAUAUUUUAUUGUAGAAUUCCUUUCAACAAAGUGCAUUAGGCCUUUGAUUACUAAGAAGAGUGUGUGAAAUGUAGAUAUCAGACCAACUGUUAUGGGCAUGUUCUGCAAUGCCAUCAUCUAAAGCUAAGUCAUGUAGUAAUUUUUACUUCAUUAGAAGUUGUAAAUUUAUAACAAAGAAAAAAUAUUUAGGUUCAGAAUAAUUUAAUGGUUAUCGUACUUUAUGUAUUAAGUGUUUCAGAUACAGUUUUGUUUAUGAGUUAUUAAUUUUUAUUAAUACAAACAUAGAACUGCUAGAAUAAUGCCACGAGGAUGGAAAGGGUUAAAAUAUAGCAAAUAUUUCUUUCAUAUUUCAAAAACCUUGUGUGAGAUUUAAAUUAGCACCAAAUCAUCAUGUCAGUAUAUUAGCGAUAACUUCACUGACAGGAAAUGUUAAUUUAAUUUUUAAAAGAAAAACCACUUUAAUCACAAAAAAAACCCAUAAUUCCUUGAUGAGUCAUUUACAAGAAAAACAUCAUAAUAGAAACGUUUAUUACAUUUAAUAUCUGUUUUCAUCCAUCAUCAAGGUUAGAUUAAUGUAUUAAAGUAGGCUAAUUCAACCUUAUACAGAGUUGUGUUCUAAAAGCUGAAAGGGAAAACAACAGUAAUGACAAAGUAUAAUUUUGUGUUGAAAACUCAGAUAUUUCAACAUUUUUAAGGAGUAUAUCAACAGGCAUGUUUCAAGCAGUUUACCAGAACUAGGUUUCUAAAUAUUGCUAUAAAGUAAGCUUAUCCAGGGUAGAAAAUAAAAUUCCAGAUUUUUUAACUGAAAUUCAGAGUAGUUUUUAGAAUUUCAUUCUGAAAUGCUUUAACUUUUGUAUGAGAGUUUUAUGAUUUUGUACUUUAGGACUUUUAAAGAAAAAAAAUAUUUUUGAGGUUAGAAAUAGAAAAAAACUAUUUUUUGUGAGUCCCUAGUGCUCGCUUAGAAACACCAUGAAAUUAGUGUUGAUGACAAUGUAGUGCGUGCUUAGAAACACCGUGAAAUUAAUGUUGGUGACAUCCACAAUGUGUAACUAUGACAAAUAUUUUUAAUACUUUAUAAUGAUAUGAUAGAAAUGGACUGGUUUCAUCUUAAUAUAUUCAUUAUAUCAAAAUAAGUGGUAUAGUAGUAAUAUAAAAUGCAUCCUUUCAGAAUCCUCCUCGUAUCAGAACAGAUAUAGACCUCACUUAGCUUUUAUGUUUUAAUCAUACAAUUAAGCAUGAAUCAACAUAGAUAAAUACUAAAUCUGUAACUAAAGGAUUUCUUUAUAUGUGUAUACUUAUAUCACUAAAUAGUUAUUUUUGAAUAUAUGUGCACUGUGAAACAUAUUCUUCAGAAAUAACGUCCUUAAAGGGAAGUGCUAACUUUAAUUUUCAUUCCUCAAAAGUCUAGUAACAGUUAUUCUAAAUGACCAGUCUAAUCAAUGUAUUAUGUUUAUUCUUAUAUAACAUAUGUGUGAUUAUUACUUAAUUUCUGAAUACUGUUUUAGUUUUUGUACGAGAUCUCUCCUUGUGUAGUUACUGAUAUUUUUCAAUUUUUGCUUAGAGUUUCAGGCAGAGUCAGUCUUAUUAAACUUUAACAAUACAAAAAUUACAAGAUGUUUAAAGAUACUUCACAUUUAAUUGUCUUUAUAUGGUGCACUUUUAAAACCAUACAGACUGGAACAGUUGUAUAAUAUGGAUCCAUAUUUGUUAGUAGAACAAGUUAACCUUGCUACAAAUGGGCUAAAAUUGAGAGUAAUGUAUUCACAGACUCUGCAGAAAUCUUUAGGGUUUGUAUAGGCAUUCCUUUCAGGAGGUUUGAAUCAGUUCUAAACAUUCCAGUAAACAACAGCUAUCAAUCCAGUGCUCUUUUGAAGCAAAUAUCGGUCAAAAUUCAAACUUUUCAUCUUAUUUUUUUACUAUUAUAAGCUGUAUUAUGUUUUUAAACGUAGAAAUGUUUUUUUAUCUAACUCAAUUUUUUUUUCAAUUAAGAAUGAAAGAUUUUCAUCUUGGAAUUCAGCCGACAAAACUACUUCAUUGAACCCUUAAGUUUUGUAGUAAAAACAAUGUCUUAGACAUUUCUCUUAUUUCAUAGUUUUUUUACCUGCCUGGUUGCUUUCUAUUGUGUGAAUAUAAAAAAAUCUGUAAACAGCUUUAUAGUUGAGAAGUAUAAUCAAAUUAACAGCAGCUGUUUAACAAGUGGAAAUAUAUUUUAUUAAGAACAUUAUUCAUUUCUAAGCAAAGUUAGAUUAUGAUGGGGACCAUUUAGCUUGAAUUGGAGCAAUGAAGUUUGUGAUAAUAUUUUUAGGACUAUAUUUUCUGUGAUUGUUGGUUUGUUAUAUAGCAUUACAAACGUAGCACAAGUGAUGUCAUAAAUAACACAGUAUCAACCAUUUUAGGGCCUGGCAUGGCUGGGUGUUUAACUCGCAAUCUCAGAGCUGUGGGUUCAAAUCUCCAUCCCACCAAACACGUUCGCCUUUUCAACUGAGGGGCAUUAUAAUGUUCCAGUCAAUCUCACUAUUCCUUGGUAAAAGAGUAGCUCAAAAGCUGGUGGUGAUGACUAGCUGCCUUCACUCUAGUCUUUCACUGCUAAAUUAGGGACAGCUAGCACAGACAGCCCUCAUGUAGCUUUGCAUGAAAUUCAAAAGAAAAUAACCAUUUUACUGACCUUAGGCCUUUUUCAAGGGUUCAUUGUUUCACAGUCUAGAAUUAAAAUAUGGUAUUUUAAUAUUGGUUUGAUAUUGUAAAACUUUUUUUCCAAAAAUUUUGUUUUAUUUGUUGAAAAAAAUUCAAAUCCUCCCAUAUGCUUUUUUUCAAAGACAAAAUUGUUGCUCCUAGAGAGAAUUUUUAACACGAAGUUCAGAAAGUUCACUUGUUUCAGAUUUCUUUUAGCUUUCAAUUCUGUGACUUCACUCUCAAUUUCAGAUGAUGUAUCAGUGUUUUGUAAUUAUUUUAUUGUCAUUGUUUUCCAGUAGUUCUGUUGAUUAUCUGUUUUAAUGAAGGUUCUAAUUCUUUCGAACAUUGAAGUUUAUUACUUUCAUAUUCAUAAAUACUACCUUGUUGUAAUAAAAUUGCCAAAGAAAGUCAUCUGUAAUAUUCAACUUUAUGAUAUCCUUAGCAUCAGAGGGAUACAUGUAAAAUUCAUACAUCAAAAACAUUAUUUUGAACAUGACUUAGAAUAUUGUGGAGAAACUUUGACUUCAAGGUAUUGUUGAUGGGUGAAAAUCUACUUAAGCUGGUUGUUCAAAUAAAAUAGCUUAUUCUGUCAGAGUCGGUUUGUUUACUAAAUAUUAUUGUGGAAAGGUAACCAGAUCUGCUUUGCACUGCAUACUCCUUGAGUAGGACAAUUGUUUUUGAUUCAAGGCCAUAUCACUAUAUUGUAUAAAUUUAUGUUAACAAACAGUGAUUGAAAUAUUAAGCAUAAAUUAGAAACUUGAUAUUUUCUUUUUCCAAAAACUCUAUUUAACAUGUAUUGUCACUCCUGUAAUGUUAAGCUUCUCUAGUUUCUAAUGAAAAUGUGAUUCAUACUUUACUCUUGAAAACCGUGUUCAACCAAUAUUAGCUGUUUACUACUGAAAAUAGUAAUUCUUAAUAUAGAAGAUUUUUGGACCAUUGCAAGAGUCAGCGUGUGGAAUGUAGUGAAAUCUUCCAGAUGUUCCAAAGAUUUGUACUUUAAUACUAUGGUGAAUAAAAAGUAUUCUUUAACUCUGUACAGGACUGUAAUGAAAUCUUCCAGAUGUUCCAAAGAUUUGUACUUUAAUACUAUGGUGAAUAAAAAGUAUUCUUUAACUCUGUACAGGACUGUAGUGAAAUCUUCCAGAUGUUCCAAGGACUUGUACUAUAAUACUAUGGUGAAUAAAAAGUAUUCUUUAACUCAGUACAGGACUGUAGUGAAAUCUUCCAGAUGUUCCAAGGACUUGUACUAUAAUACUAUGGUGAAUAAAAAGUAUUCUUUAACUCAGUACAGGACUGUAGUGAAAUCUUCCAAAUGUUCCCAUGAUUUGUACUAUAAUACUAUGGUGAAUAAAAAGUAUUCUUUAA